Messenger RNA from Schizosaccharomyces cryophilus OY26, 4542 nucleotides. Its product is annotated as DNAJ domain-containing protein Scj1. Bases 83 to 1279 code for a protein of 398 amino acids. The record is from RefSeq and is a predicted model, not a curated record. The transcript has 4 exons. Gene Ontology annotation, biological process: protein refolding. Gene Ontology annotation, molecular function: Hsp70 protein binding. Gene Ontology annotation, cellular component: cytoplasm. Lineage: Eukaryota; Fungi; Ascomycota; Schizosaccharomycetes; Schizosaccharomycetales; Schizosaccharomycetaceae.
CGGCGAACGAAAACACACAAACAGCCAGUUGCCUUAACAGAGGAUUCACCUCGUAAUUAAGGUAUAGAUACACGUUCCCUAUAUGCAUUUCAAUCUUUUACAUAUAGUUAUCGGGCUAUUUCUCUGUUUUCGGACUAUUCUUGCCGCUGCCGAUUACUACAAGGUUUUGGGAGUGGGUAAAGAUGCCUCUGAAGCAGAUAUCAAAAAAGCAUACCGUCAAUUAACAAAGCAAUGGCAUCCUGACAAAAAUCCUGGAAAUGAGGAAGCUCAAGAAAAAAUCAUUGAAAUAAACAAGGCUAACGAAGUACUCUCGGACCCCGAACGACGAAAAAUAUACGAUGCAUACGGUGAAGAAGGAUUGAAUGGUCAGCCACAAGGAGGCCCUCGCGGAGGCGGGUUUGGUGGAUUUCCUGGUGGUGGAUUUGGAUUUGACCCUUUUGCUGACAUCUUUGAAAACAUGUUUGGGGGACGCCGUCGUCAAAAUGCCGUUCGUCGUGGUCCAAGCAUUGAACAAGUUGCUCAAAUCGAUCUUUCCUCUUUCUAUACUGGUGGUAUCAUGGAAAUAGAAUUACCCGUGAAACGCAUUUGUCACGUUUGUCACGGUAAAGGAUAUAAUCCCAAGUAUUCCGAAGAAAAAGCAAUUCAUUCCUGCCCCAUUUGUGGUGGAGUUGGAUUCCGAGUGUUAGAACAUAUGAUUGCGCCUGGUUUCCGUCAACAGAUGCGUAUGCCUUGUGAUGCGUGUGGUGGAAGAGGCCGUACUAUCAAGCACAGAUGCCCUCAUUGUAAAGGAGAGCGUACUGCCGAAGUACGAGAGAAAUUCACGGUUGAGGUACCCCCUGGUGCUCCUCAAGAUUUUCGAAUUACGUUUUCUGGUAAAUCGGAUGAAAUCCCUGGACUUGAAGCUGGUGAUGUAGUUAUUAUACUUCAGGAAGCUGGUGAGCAACUUGGUUGGGUUCGUAAAGGCAACGAUUUGUACAGAAAAGAAACGAUAUCAUAUCAACAGGCACUUUUAGGUAACUGGAAGAAAAAGAUUCAAAAAUUAGAUGGAUCGUUCUUCGAAAUCAAGCGCUCUGCUGGCGAGGUAAUUCAUCCCGGUCAAAUUGAGCGUAUCAAAAAUCAAGGAAUGCCUAUCUACAAUACCCAAAAAGGUAAAACUACAUCAGCUAUUGGUAACGCCUUCAUAGAGUGGGAAGUAAGGUUCCCCAAGAAAUUAAAAGGAAAAUUCUUAAAGGACUUAAAUAACUUAUUCUCUAAAUACGAGGAUGUGGAUGAGUUGUAAUAAAAAGGAGAACUUUUUGUCUCUUAACUAUUUAGACUUUUGUAACAAGUUUAUAUGGAUAUCUUGUUGAUGAUUCCGCCUAUGCACUACUGUUUACGGAUGCUUUACGAAAAUUGGUCAUUCUACUAUAAAAUAAAUUCAAAAUUAUAUUCUUAUACUGAUCUUAUCGUGCAGUCUCUUUUCUUCUAGUCAUCUAAAGCUAGAGAUUAUCUUCGUAGUCAUCUCCAGUCUUGUAGAUUCUUAAAUUUUGAAAAAAUCGUCUUUCUUCAGUAUUCUCCAUAAAUGGAGCGGUCCAUAUAUGACCAUCAGCAUGUUCUCUUGCAGUGUACUGUUUAGGCCAGUCGGCUUCCUCAUCCUGCAACAACAUAGGGCCAUCGGUCUUUGGAAAAGGAACAGUUUCAAGAUUAAGGACGACGUUUUUGGUAAUCUCACCGAGUUCUUCGGCCAAGUAUCUCCUUUUAAAGAAACGAUAAAUGCGCUUUGGGGUAUUAGUGAAGCCGAGAAGGUGUGGUAGGGGGAAAAGAGCGACAAGAUCAAUUAGCCCAGGAGGCACAUCUUCAUUAACAGUUAGAUUUCUACUAAGUGAAAUGUCUUCUGCAGGAGAAGCCGAUUUUUGCUCCGAGGUUUCUGAUGACUCAGAACCAUUUGUCUCCUGCGGAUUUGAUUGAGGGAUUUCGGUGGUUUCUGGGUUUUCUUUGGGUGGUUCUUGUUCCUUCUUCAUUUCAUUUACUGCUUUUUCAUGAUAUUCAUCGGAGAAAGCAUACUUAAUUCCAUAGAGGAAUUCUUUCAAGGCAUGUCUACCGAACAACAGAUUAACGCUAGGUUCCUCACUUUCUUUCAAAAAUGACUUAAGAAAUUUCUCUGCUUCAGGUACGUCUGAAAUCCCAUUUCUUUUUUUCCAAAUUGAUCUUGCAAUUUGUUCUAGUAAAUUACCCUCCCCUUUGGAUUCAAAAACUUCAAAGUCUACAGCAGCAGCAUUUAAAAUUGGACGAACAUAUUUUUCAAACUCUUCUCUUGCUACCCAUAUUCCGUCGCCAGGAGGACCAUGAAGGUAUACUCGAACUUUUCUCGGCAAAGCUUGAGGCUCCAAAGGUGCUUUUGAAAGAUGAGCUACCUGGGAGCAAUACUUUUGAACAGUUAAAUUUCUUUGGUGAGUAUCGUAGUAAAUACCACCGGAUAUGCAGCCCACCACUCCCAAAAAAAUUGACAUAUUCCUGCCAGGCAAGUAGCUCUUCAUAGUAUUCAGCAUCGAGGACAUGGUUGCCAAUACUAAAAUAGAAAUAAUCUAAUAUAAAACAAGGAAUUGCCUCUUGUUAAGAUUUCGUGGAGGCCUUGGUAGUUUGAAAUUUUACGAACGACUUCGUAAACGGUUUAUCGUAACCAGAUAUAAUAGAUGACUGAACACUCCAGCAAUACGAGAGCUUUAUAGGAUAAAAUAGAAUAUCUAAGAAAAUGCCUUUUCUACUCAGAAUAGGGAUAUGAUGAAUUAGUUUAAUAGUAUGUGCGAAGUUGGGAAAUGUUGGUUUUCCACGCCAAUGUUUGUGUCCUCUGUGUGUAAAGAAUUGGUCCUUUGAUGAUGCUCAGGAAGGACAAGAACUUUCUUAACAUGAGUUAAUAGACCUUAGCUUUUCUUGUUUUACUCUUCCAACUACGUUUUGUUUCAUUUUUACGAAUCGCGGAAUGGAAACGUUUUAACUCAAUACUUGGGUUACUUUCUUUCUCUUUCUUUGGGCUUUAUUGAUCAGUAUUUAUAUUUUCGAGUCGCAUAAAAUUUUAGCUAUGUAAGUAUGCUAAACUUGUAUUCUGGUAUAUUUCGCAAAUGGGAGAAAAGACUGCUUGAUAAUUUAAAGAUAUUCAUUAGAAGGAGAGAAGUUUUAGGUUCUAUAACGCGGGCCCGCAAGCGGAAAGAGGAUAAGAGACUAGUUGAUGAGGAAGAUUUCUUGGGAUCGAUGUUUUACAACAAAACAGUUGACUUCGCCUGUAGCUCUUUUUGUUUCUGCUCCUCUGCGAUAGUAGAGAGAAGUUGCGCUUUAUAGGCCUCUGCAUUGGAUGUAAAACUUUGAGAAGGAACAUUUUUUACUUGAAGUACAUUCUGCUCGUUUUCUACGGUAGGAGAGGGAUUACUCUCCGAAAGCUGAAGCGAACUAGAAGAACUUUUCAUGGGAGUAUCAUCAAAUUUUCUUUCUUCAAUGGAUAGCGGAGCCAAUAGUCUUGUCAUGGAAUCCAUGCAUUGGUGCAUGACUUCAGCAGCAUUCUUUUUAUUAUAAGCGGCGGGAUUAUCGCCCGGGUAAACAACGUCGUCAUUAAUCAUGUCUACUAAAAGCCGUGCAUAAUAUCCGAGAGUCAUUUGUUUCUGAGCUCGAAUUUGGAACGCAUCCAUCAUUUGCUGGAACGACGACUUCAUAACUUCUCGGAUCUUGUUAUCCAGUUGCAUUUCUCCAACGAGAUUUUCGGCUUCCGUACGAACCAAUUGGUUUUGUAGGUCUAUCAGACGGGGAGAAAGUGGAUCCUUUUCUUCUUCUUUUUCAAUGGAUGCCACUAAUCGUUGGCGAUGCGCCCUUGAUGGAGCGAUGCUAUCUUCCAUGUCACGAAUUCCUUUCAAUUUCAGUCGGCUUUCAUCAAAUUGCUUCACGAAUUCCAAUUCACUGUCACCAAGCUCACUGACUAAAACGCCUAAUUUGUCACUAAUGUCAUUUAUACUGAGGCUCCUAGUUCUGGAUCCCCAAUCACUUAAGUAGCCCCCAAACUGACCAAGACCCUUUCCAGCUUGACGAUAAGCAUCCACAGACGACUUUCCUGAUUUAAUCAUGCGAUGGCUUCUCUUGGAAUCCUCAGUAUGAGAUAAUUCCUUUAGUUUGCUUAUAGAAAAUCCUACUAAAUUAGACUCUGCUGCAUCCUAGACUAUUUUUAUAAACUUACCACCUUUAUGAAGGCCUUUAACAAGGCCAUUCUCCCGAAGAGACUCUCUUCGUUGCAUAUUUAGGUGCUUUGAUCUAGAUAUGUGUUUUGUUUACAUUCGCUGCCACUAUAUACUAUACACCCCCAGUUCGUCUGACGAACAAAACAUAAACAAGGAUCAGUAAUUGUGUAAACAAACAUCAAAACAAUAAACACCACUUAGUGAAAAUACACUUUCUUUUAUUUUCAUACGAAUUAAAACAACCUUUCUGACUACUUGCCUUCCAGACUAACUAUGUUUUACGAUAUAUAAUAUUUGAACUGUCGAUACCAUGUACUUUAAAAUACUAUCAUCCAUACUUCUU